AUGUUCUUGCUCUUUAUUUCACAACAGUUCAUCGGCACAAUGGAGGUGCCGCGACCACAGAACAGACUGGAGAUCGUCUCUUCCAUGCGUCGGAUCCGUUAUGAAUUCAAAGCGAAAGGCGUCAAAAAGCAGAAAGUUCUUAUAAAGGUUUCCGCCGAUGGCGUCUUUGUAUAUGGUCGAACCAAGCCCAAGGUGAGAAAGCAUAAUUGUGCAUUGAAAAGUUGUUUAUUUAAACCAACGGUUAUAAUAGAGCAGCAAAACCAAGACACGUAUGCAACUUAUACCAAUCUCUGCCUCCAGCCACUCACCAGAAAGAUACCUCUUUUAGUGCCACGAUUGGUGAGCGCCCCAUUAUCACCACAUAGAUAUAUAUUAGGUAUUGCUGGCAAAGACAGGGACGCUGGGUAG
Molecule: messenger RNA, 408 nt
Organism: Dibothriocephalus latus
Lineage: Eukaryota; Metazoa; Platyhelminthes; Cestoda; Diphyllobothriidea; Diphyllobothriidae
Source: the annotation of a GenBank genome assembly